ACACCACGGCGCACCGCCCCCCGACCCCGAGUACCAGGCCCGAUAUAUCGCCGCCUCCCCGCAGCCUCCCGUCUGCUCGCGAAAGCGCUUUGUGGAGACGACGACGAAGCGAGAAGACGAGGCGCCGCUGCUAGGACCGAGCUUCAGGAGGCCGCCCCGCCCCGACCCACCGCAGGGGUUGAUUGUGAUCUAGAUCUAGCCUCUAGUGGUCGGUAGCUGAGGGCGAUUCGACGAUGAGCGUGGUGGGCUUCGACCUUGGCAAUGAGAGCUGCAUCGUGGCCGUCGCGCGGCAGCGCGGCAUCGAUGUGGUCCUCAACGAGGAGUCCAAGCGGGAGACCCCAGCCAUCGUCUGCUUCGGGGACAAGCAGCGGUUCAUAGGCACCGCCGGCGCCGCGUCCUCUACCAUGAACCCUAAGAACUCAAUCUCUCAGAUCAAGCGAUUGCUGGGCCGUAAGUUCUCUGACCCCGAGCUGCAGAGUGAUCUCGCCUCCUUCCCUUUCCGUGUCACGGAGGGCCCCGACGAGUUUCCCCUGGUCCACGUGCGGUUCCUUGGCGAGGAGCGGACGUUCACCCCCACCCAGCUGCUUGCCAUGGUGCUGUCAAACUUAAAGGGCAUUGCUGAGGGAAACCUGAAGGCUGCUGUUGUUGACUGCUGCAUCGGCAUCCCUGUGUACUUCAGUGAUUUGCAGCGCAGGGCUGUUCUUGAUGCCGCCACUAUUGCAGGCCUCCGGCCAUUGCGGUUAUUCCAUGAGACAACUGCCACAGCGUUGGCUUAUGGUAUUUACAAGACUGAUCUCCCAGAGCAUGACCAGCUCAACGUCGCAUUUGUUGAUGUCGGUCAUGCUAGCAUGCAGGUCAGCAUUGUCGGUUACAAGAAGGGACAGCUCAAGAUGCUGUCGCAUGCAUAUGACCGUUCACUUGGUGGGAGGGACUUUGAUGAGGCCCUCUUUAAGCACUUUGCGGCCAAGUUCAAAGAGGAGUAUAAGAUUGAUGUGUACCAGAAUGCCCGCGCAUGCCUUAGGUUGCGUGUAGCGUGUGAGAAGCUGAAGAAGGUGCUCAGUGCCAACCCUGAGGCUCCACUGAAUAUAGAAUGCUUGAUGGAUGAGAAGGAUGUGCGGGGGUUCAUUAAGAGGGAGGAGUUUGAACAGAUUAGUGCCCCAGUGCUGGAACGUGUGAAGGGGCCAUUGGAGAAGGCACUGGCUGAAGCUGGCUUGACGACAGAAAAUGUGCACUUUGUUGAAGUUGUCGGAUCUGGUUCUCGUGUUCCAGCCAUAAUCAAGAUAAUUACAGAAUUUUUUGGGAAGGAGCCAAGGAGGACCAUGAAUGCUAGUGAGUGUGUUGCGCGAGGAUGUGCUCUUCAGUGUGCUAUUCUCAGCCCCACUUUCAAAGUGCGGGAGUUCCAGGCUAAUGAUGGGUUUCCUUUCUCAAUUGCAUUGUCAUGGAAGCCAGACUCCCAGAACAGUGCACCCCAGCGUACCGUUGUAUUCCCAAAGGGGAAUGCUAUUCCUAGUGUUAAAGCUCUGACCUUCUAUAGAUCAAGUACAUUUGAAGUUGAUGUUUUGUAUGUUGACACGGGUGACUCACAAAUUCCACAAAAAAUAAGCACUUACACAAUUGGCCCUUUCCAACCCUCCAAAGGUGAGAAGGCCAAACUGAAAGUUAAAGUUCGUCUCAACAUCCAUGGGAUCGUCACAGUUGAUUCAGCAAUGAUGCUGGAGGAGGAGGAUGUUGAAGUUCCAGUUUCAUCUGUGAAUGAAGCUCCGAAGGAUGCUACAAAGAUGGACACAGAUGAUGCACCAACUGAUCCUUCUUCUGGAACGGAUGUGAAUAUGCAGGUGCCUAAAAGUUCUGAUACCGCUGAGGGUGCUACUGCAGCAGAGAAUGGAGCACAAGAUCCUGAGGAAAAAUCUGUCCCAAUGGAAACUGAUGCAAAGGUUGAUCCAUCGAAAAAGAAAGUUAAGAAAACUGCUGUUCCAGUCAAUGAGUUAGUCUAUGGUGCAUUGCCCGCCGCUGAACUGGAAAAAGCUGUAGAGAAGGAGUAUGAGAUGGCUCUUCAGGACAGAGUAAUGGAAGAAACCAAGGAGAAGAAAAAUGCUGUGGAGGCUUAUGUCUAUGACAUGCGUAACAAGCUCUACGACAAGUACAACGAUUUUGUCACACCAGAGGAGAAGGAAGGACUGCUUGCUAGGCUUCAGGAGGUUGAAGAUUGGUUGUACGAAGAUGGUGAGGAUGAGACAAAGGGGGUCUAUAUUGCUAAACUGGAAGAACUUAAAAAGAUUGGUGAUCCUAUUGAGGCACGGUACAAAGAGUGGACAGAGAGAGGUCCCGCUGUUGACCAACUGGUAUACUGCAUCAACAGUUUCAGAGAGGCUGCUUUGUCUAAUGACCAAAAGUUUGAGCACAUCGAUAUAUCGGAGAAACAAAAGGUCAUCAACGAGUGCUCUGAGGCAGAGAACUGGCUAAGAGAGAGAAAGCAACAGCAGGAUGCUCUACCAAAGUUUGCUAACCCUGUGCUUCUUGUAUCAGAUCUGAAGAAGAAAGCUGAAACACUUGACAGGUUCUGCAAACCUAUCAUGACAAAACCUAAGCCAGCUCCGAAGCCGCAGACUCCACCACCACAGACUCCGCCGCCGCAGCCUGAAACCCAAGCACCGGAGCCUCAAACACCAGAGCAGCAACAAAACGCUGCUGGUGCAGCUGGUGAGUCGGCAUGUGAGGGAGGUGCGCAGGAGGCUUCUGGGGAGCAAAUGGACACGGACAAGCCUGAGAAUUCUGCUGCCUCAGCAUAGUUGGGUUCAUCUUCUCUGUUAUCGAUUGAAUUCUCCUGUUGCUAUGUUCGGUAGGUGAUAAGUUAGGCGAAACUGAUGCUCUCCAUACUUUUUUGUGUUGGGGGUUGGGAGGUUGAGAGUAAGCUGUGUGUUUUGCCCAGUGUUGUUGCGAUCUGGAAUGGACUAAAAACCGAAUAGAGAUGUUCCAUGAUCGAAUUGUACCAUUGAAUCUCAUCAUCGAAUGCCAUGGUUGAUUCGGCCAAAGGUAGAGUUUUCCGGGAUGUUCGAUC
Molecule: messenger RNA, 3058 nt
Organism: Panicum hallii
Lineage: Eukaryota; Viridiplantae; Streptophyta; Magnoliopsida; Poales; Poaceae
Product: heat shock 70 kDa protein 15-like
Exons: 10
Coding region: 234-2789 (851 amino acids)
Biological process (GO): protein folding
Cellular component (GO): cytosol; nucleus
Molecular function (GO): ATP binding; ATP-dependent protein folding chaperone
Source: RefSeq, a predicted model, not a curated record